Acanthaster planci (crown-of-thorns starfish) is the source of this 2168-nucleotide messenger RNA. It is a transcript of the gene pars2, whose product is annotated as prolyl-tRNA synthetase 2, mitochondrial. NCBI's taxonomy places the organism in Eukaryota, Metazoa, Echinodermata, Asteroidea, Valvatida, Acanthasteridae. Gene Ontology annotation, biological process: prolyl-tRNA aminoacylation. Gene Ontology annotation, cellular component: mitochondrion; cytoplasm. The record is from RefSeq and is a predicted model, not a curated record. Gene Ontology annotation, molecular function: proline-tRNA ligase activity; ATP binding.
GAGAGUUCAACAUGGCGCUGCCUAUGGCAUGCUACGAACAGUAAGAGUUUCAACCCUCAUGCCUUCAGUAUUCAAGGGUGCGUGCCUUUAUUCAUGUUAUGCUCAGAGUCUGAGUGCAGUUCCAAUAACAGAGAUUUUAUUUUCCAUAACUGCCAAUGCUCCUUACCACUUACUGAUAAGCUGCAGAAAUAUUCACAAUGAGAGGCCAUCAGCUAAUGAACCAUUGCAAGACGUGGCUUGUGUUCCUUCAAUUUGAUGGUACCAUGACAGCAGAGCCAGCUAGAGCAUUAUGCACACAUCAUCAUCAUUGUGUGUCUAAGAUGUUUCAACCAUCCUACAUCUUACCAAAAGGGAUGCGACAGGAAGGGAUAACCUGUAAAAGUCAACGACUUAUGAUGGAGAAUGGCUUGAUCCGACCAGCAGGCACUGGAAUUUUUCACCUUCUACCCUUGGCCCAGAGGGCUCUGGACAAACUCAUUAGAGUGAUUGAGUCUGAGAUGAGUAGGGUUGGAAGUCAGAAGAUGGCCAUGCCAUCUCUUACCUCCUCAGCUUUGUGGAAGACAUCUGGUAGAUGGGAUAUGAUGGGCAGUGAGCUUUUCAAACUCAGAGACAGGCACAAAACAGAGCUCUGUCUUGGCCCUACACAUGAAGAAGCAGUCACAGAUAUCAUAGCAGCUGAAGGUUUAUUGUCUCAUAAACGACUUCCAAUAAGGCUGUAUCAGAUCACAGCAAAAUUCAGAGAUGAACCACGGCCAAGGUUUGGGUUACUGAGAGGAAGAGAGUUCAUCAUGAAAGAUUUAUAUACAUUUGACUCUAGCGAAGCGACAGCUUUGGACACAUAUGACACUGUCUGUGAUGCCUAUACAAGGUUGUUUAAGAGACUUCAAGUAGACUUUGUCAAAGUUGUCGGAGACACUGGCAGCAUAGGGGGCAGUCUAUCCCAUGAAUACCACCUGCUUGCAGAAACUGGAGAGGAUGAACUGUUCCAAUGUGAUAAGUGUGGUCUGGGUGCGAAUGCAGAAACAACAGUGGGAGGAACAAGACCAUCCUGUCCAGAGAAGUUAGAUGAAGUUGGAUGCCCAAUGAGAUUAAGGAGAGGAAUUGAAGUGGGUCAUGCAUUCCUUCUAGGAAGCAAAUACUCCAAACUCUUCAAGGCUUGCUACGCUGACGCAGCUGAUAGGAAACAGCUCAUAGAGAUGGGUUGUUAUGGUCUUGGAGUCACCCGGAUUCUAGCUGCAUCCAUCGAGGUUUUGUCCUCUGAGGAUGAGAUUCGUUGGCCUCAAAUCAUUGCUCCAUAUCAAGUCUACAUCAUACCUCCCAAGAGGAAAAGCAAGGAUGAAGCUGCAAUCCCAUUGGCUGAGACAUUGUGCAAUGAUAUCACCAGUUGCAUCUCUAGACUGCAGGACGAAUUGCUGUUGGAUGACAGGGAUCAGCUGACCAUAGGUCGAAGGGUCACUGAUGCAAAGAAACUUGGUUACCCAUACCUCAUUGUUGUAGGUAAAAGAGCACUUGAAGCAGAACCAUUGUAUGAGCUACAUGAUACGCAACGAGGAACAAUAGAAUGUGUCUCCAAAAUAGACCUUUUUAAAACUCUUGAGUCCAGAAGUGUUGUAUGACCAUAGAAGAUUCCUUCCUUUGAGUCAAGUUAGAAGAAAGUUGAGUCUUUUUGGAACUGGCCUCCUACAAAGGAGUAUCUGAUCAAAUCUCAGAGAUUCACAGAUUACUGGUGUUGCUGUUUAUUUAUGGUUAGGUUACAAUGCUCCUCAUCCCCUUCUCAUUUGGGAUGUCAGUGGAUCAUUUGUUCUGACCACAGUAACAAAUUCAUGGUGAACCAUAUAACAUAGAAACAGUGGUAAAUGAGCACUCUAGUUUUAACUGUUUCUAUGACAAUGCUUUAUGAUCAAUAAAACUAGAGAAAAUCUUUGAAAAUUAAAACUAGAGAAAAUCUUUGAAAAUUAAAAAAAAAUACAUACAUGGUUAUCCAUAGAAGUAAAGUUGUUUCUCAAACUUUCCAGCUUGACUGGAAUUACCCAAACCCAUUUACUUUUGGAUAUUGUCUUCAGUGUCAACAUUUAGUAUGAGACAUAAAUCUCCAUUUAUCUGUGAUUUCAUCAAAUGCAACAUAUUUCUAAAAUAAAAGAGUAACCGCCUCAAUUUUUUCUCUGGGA